Messenger RNA from Orbicella faveolata, 1667 nucleotides. Its product is annotated as EF-hand calcium-binding domain-containing protein 9-like. The record is from RefSeq and is a predicted model, not a curated record. Gene Ontology annotation, cellular component: cytoplasm. Lineage: Eukaryota; Metazoa; Cnidaria; Anthozoa; Scleractinia; Merulinidae. Gene Ontology annotation, molecular function: calcium ion binding; protein binding; calcium ion sensor activity.
AAGUGAUUAAAGACACCUUUCGCCGAUUAUACAUUUACAUAAUUUUUCUGGAUUUCUGAAACGGCCAUACCAUACCACCUUACGUAUACCACGAUAGGGUUGGUGGGAGCUGUUGACCGCUGUACAGCUCACUGCACGCGUGCUUGAAGAACCCUUGCUUCUUACCUAAAAUGCCGUAGCAAAAAGCGUCUCAGUGACUUAGACAAAUAUGAAGAUUCGUUCUCAGAUUCUGAAAUACAUGCAUUUGGACAGAACAUAUUGUCUGCUCACAGGCAGGAACGUUCGAAUCAUUUUGGAGUUGUUUCGCCUGAUUGAUGUUCAUGAUGAAAUGGCUCUAAACGAUGUGCAGUUCUGCGCGUUCAUGCAGACAGCUACGGACCUCAACACAAAUCAAAUCUACAAAGUAUUCGAUAUGCUGGACGUGGAUGGAUCGGGAGCGAUGGACUUUGAUGAAUUCUAUCUGCUGAUUUGUAUUCUCAUCGCUGUCCAAGAUAAAGCGGAGAAAAAUUUCAUCUACCGGCAUUCACGCACCGUGUUUGAUCUUCUGGAUGAAGACAGCAGCGGGAAUAUUUCCGCUUAUGAGUUUGAAACAUUUGGGUUUCUAUUCAAUUUGCAAGGAGAAGCAAUUCAGACAAUCUUCAGGGAAUUUGACGUUUCUGGUGACCAGGAGCUGGACUACUCAGAAUUUAAAAUGUUUGCCAUGGCAUGUAUUGACCGACAAUCCGAGAUUGAAUCCAGCAAAGAAAUUAAAUCAAAUGCUGUAUUCGAGUCUGCUAAAAGACUUUGCAAAUCAUGUUCUAUCAUGUAGUCAGAAGACAUUGACAGCUCUUUACCAUGUUUAUUAAAAGCCAGUUGACAACGUGUUAGAGUGGCAAAUUUGAUCGAAGAUGACCUGCACCUCUUUAAAACUCCUAUUUUGCUUCGUACUUGUUAAUCUGCACCUCUUGUUUUUAGGGCUAGGGGAAUUGUUUGUGUUGUAUACCUAUUGUUUCGUUUGGCCAAUCAUGAAGACCCUUGUAAACGGUGCGUAGUCGCCCUAUGAUCGCUUUCAGUGAUCUCAGACGUUGCACCUAAGAUCAUCGACAUGGUGGGCAAAAGCUUCUUGUUUUCCUGACGAAAUGGGCUUGCUUUCACUCAGUGAAAGGACCAGCAAAACUGGGAAAAUUUGGGCUCGAGAUCAAGGCGUAACAUGGACAAGGAAGGGGCGCUCACCUCCCACCAAUGUGGUUCAGGUUGGUUCUCGCCUUGCUUCGAGGGAUUUUCUGCGCGUUCCCCGGUUUUUCUUCCUCCACUGAAAGCAACAUCUCCAAAUUUCAAUUCUACCAGGAUGGAGGACCUGCAUGAAAGCCAGCUAAGGCUGAUGUGGCUCCUCUCUUAACACUGUCAUUCAUUUAUUAUUUUAUUCAGUUCUUUUAAGUCCAGAUAUUUUCCAUUCCAAUCACACCUGUCAAACGUAGUAAUAAACAACCAUCAUCUUUGUGCUUGUGCACGCGCAACAUGGACAGAAAAUGAAGAAACAGAAACACAUUUCUCCAGUACGGUCCGACAUUUACAAUAGUGUCCUGCGGUUGUCUACAUCAGUCAGACCCAUAUUGAAGAGUGAUAACACGCACAUGAUUGAUCCCUCAUACCGGAAGUUGGUUUCUCAGGCUAAACACUAACCUUGC